Phlebotomus argentipes is the source of this 774-nucleotide messenger RNA. RefSeq names its product small ribosomal subunit protein eS7 (gene RpS7). Gene Ontology annotation, biological process: translation; rRNA processing; ribosomal small subunit biogenesis. The transcript has 4 exons. The record is from RefSeq and is a predicted model, not a curated record. Gene Ontology annotation, molecular function: structural constituent of ribosome. Lineage: Eukaryota; Metazoa; Arthropoda; Insecta; Diptera; Psychodidae. The coding region runs from base 137 to 709 and encodes 190 amino acids. Gene Ontology annotation, cellular component: cytosolic small ribosomal subunit; ribosome; small-subunit processome.
GAAAACAUCGACAAACGGCCGGUGUGAAGUGCGCUGAGGUUCUCUUUGAGAGCUUCCGGCGGCCAUCAUGCCUCUUUUCUAGCCGUUCAGUGACCAACGUGGACGUGGACGUCAGUUUUCACGCAAAAGUUGCAGCAUGAUCGGAAAGGUAAUCAAGCCCGGAGGCGGGGAACCAGAUGAAUUUGAGAAGACCAUCGGACAGGCGCUCCUGGAGCUGGAGGCCAAUCCAGAGCUGAAGCCCCAGCUCAGGGAUUUGCACAUUACGCGCGCCAGAGAAAUCGAGUGUGACAGCAAGAAGGCUAUCGUCGUGUACAUCCCCAUGCCGAAGCAGAAGGCCUUCCAGAAGAUCCAGACACGCCUGGUGCGCGAGCUGGAGAAGAAGUUCUCUGGCAAGCAAGUGGUGUUCAUCGGCGAGCGGAAGAUUCUGCCCAAGCCACAGCGAAAGGCGAGGAAUCCGCUGAAGCAGAAGCGACCUCGCUCCAGGACCCUCACGGCUGUGUACGACGCCAUCCUGGAGGAUCUCGUCUUUCCGGCUGAGAUUGUGGGGAAGCGCGUUCGCGUGAAGUUGGACGGCUCACAGCUGAUCAAGGUGCAUCUGGACAAGAAUCAGCAGACAACCAUUGAGCACAAGGUGGACACCUUCACGUCCGUGUACAAGAAGCUGACGGGACGCGACGUGACUUUUGAAUUCCCCGAACCGUACUUGUAAGCGAUGCUCUGGAGUUAUUAAAUUGGAGCCCCAUUUCGAGGGGGAUUUCCACACACACACUGAAA